Aspergillus wentii DTO 134E9 is the source of this 1242-nucleotide messenger RNA. Its product is annotated as Gfo/Idh/MocA family protein. The transcript is spliced from 5 exons. Lineage: Eukaryota; Fungi; Ascomycota; Eurotiomycetes; Eurotiales; Aspergillaceae. Gene Ontology annotation, cellular component: cytoplasm. Gene Ontology annotation, biological process: NADPH regeneration. Bases 1 to 1242 code for a protein of 413 amino acids. The record is from RefSeq and is a predicted model, not a curated record. Gene Ontology annotation, molecular function: nucleotide binding; oxidoreductase activity.
AUGGCUCCUCCCAGCGUGUUGAUGGUGGGAACUGGAGAGUACACCACUGGCUAUGUCGGUGGUGCAGCAUCAGGUUCCGACAAGAAAGUGGGAGUCGUCGGAUUGACCUUUUUUGAUCUCCGUCGACGAGGAAAAGUUGGCGAUCUGAGCAUGGUUGGAGUUUCUGGCUCCAAAUUCCCUGGAAUCCGUGAUCAUCUCCGCAAAAACAUUUCUGACGUCUACAACGGCCUGGAUGUCUCGUUCCAAUCCUUCCCAGCAGACGACAAAGUCGACCCCGACGCCUAUAAAGCGGCCAUUGAUGCCCUCCCAGCAGGCUCGGCCAUCACCAUCUUCACCCCAGAUCCCACCCACUACCCCAUCGCUCUCUACGCCAUCCAGCGAAAGAUCCACGUCCUCAUCACCAAGCCCGCCACCAAGCUCCUUUUCGACCACCUGGCCCUUCUCGAAGAGUCCCGGAAACACGGCGUCUUCGUCUUCAUCGAGCACCACAAGCGGUUCGACCCAGCCUACGCAGAUGCCCGCGCCAAAGCCCGCAACCUGGGCGACUUCAACUACUUCUACAGCUACAUGAGCCAGCCCAAGAGUCAGUUGGAGACGUUCAAGGCCUGGGCCGGCAAGGAUAGUGAUAUCUCCUACUACCUCAACUCCCACCACAUCGAUAUCUGCGAAAGUAUGGUUCCCGAGUACAACCCCGUGCGUGUCACUGCGUCCGCCUCCCAAGGAGCUGCCGCUGCGCUGGGAUGCACUCCCGAAACAGAAGAUACCAUCACCCUGCUCGUGGAGUGGAGAAGAAAGGACGAUCCAACUAAGAUCGCUACCGGCGUGUAUACCGCUAGUUGGACGGCUCCCCAGAAGGCGGGUGUCCACUCCAACCAGUACUUCCACUACAUGGGUUCCAAGGGCGAAGUCCGCAUCAACCAAGCCAAGCGCAGCUACGACGUCACCGACGACGAACAAGGACUGAUUUGGGUGAACCCCUUCUACAUGCGCUACGCUCCCGACGAAGAAGGCAACUUUGCCGGCCAGACUGGCUAUGGUUAUAUCAGCUUUGAAAAAUUCAUAGAUGCCGUAACAGCCGUCAAUGAAGGCAGAGUGACGCUAGACCAGCUCGAUGCCCGGCCUCUGCCAACACUCAAGAACACCAUCGCCACCACUGCUAUUUUGAAUGCAGGCCGGGUCUCGCUGGACGAGAAGCGGCCGGUGGAGAUUGUGAAUGAGAAUGGAAAAUGGGAGCUGAAGUAA